UUCAUGUUUGUUGGUUAGCUCUCAGCAGCUGCUCUUCAGGAACAAUGCCGACUCGCAUUCAAUGCCACGAGUCAAGUUCUUGAUUGCCGACGAGUCCGCAUCUCCUUUACACAAUCCACGAACCCCUCUUCCACAUGUAACGCUCGCCAACUAUUUCACAUUCCUACAUCAUUUUCCCCUCCUUUCUGCUCUUCUUUUUUCCUCUGUUCAUCGUGCUCUAACUUUCUUCUUCACUGCUUCCAUGGAGGCAAAAGUUUUCAGAACCCCCCCUCCUCUUCACCCGGUCCAUUUCCCGCCAAGUAUUUCUCGACCCAGAUGCGCUUUCCCCGUCCAAACUCGGAUGCCGGCAAGGUGUUCGACGUAUUGCUCAGGUAUGGCGAGAUUCGGUCUUGGGCCUGUUCGAGCCUCUCCAGAUUUGGUGAGAUCACAAGCUAUGAAGAAACGAGUUGACAUGAGUGAGAACGUGACCCUCGAGGGUAUAAGAUUUUCUUUAAUCCAUCAGGAAGAUAGUAUAAUAUUCAGUCUUUUGGAGAGAGCACAGUAUUGUUAUAAUGCAAAUACUUAUGACCGAGAUGCUUUUGCUAUGGAUGGGUUUCAUGGUUCUUUGGUAGAGUAUAUGGUCAAAGAAACUGAAAAGCUUCAUGCUCAGGUGGGCAGAUACAAAAGUCCUGAUGAACAUCCUUUCUUCCCAGAUGACCUGCCUGACCCGCUAUUGCCACCACUGCAAUAUCCUCGGGUACUACAUCCAGUCGCUGAUUCGAUUAAUAUUAACUCGAAAGUAUGGGAUAUGUACUUUAGAGAUCUAAUUCCGAGAUUAGUGAAGGAAGGAGAUGAUGGGAAUUGUGGAUCAAGUGCUGUUUGUGACACAAUUUGUUUGCAGACUUUAUCAAAGAGAAUCCAUUACGGAAAAUUUGUAGCAGAAGCGAAGUUUCGAGCCUCACCAGAUGCGUACGAAGCGCCAAUUAGAGCACAAGAUAAGCAAAAGCUGAUGGAUAUGCUGACAUAUCCAACGGUGGAGGAGGUCGUGAAAAGACGAGUGGAGAUGAAAGCGACGGUCUACGGACAAGAAGUGACGACCGAUGCAGACAAAGCCGAAUCCCGGGCAAGUUACAAGAUCAAACCAAGCUUGGUUGCAGAUUUAUAUGGGGACUGGAUCAUGCCAUUGACGAAAGAAGUUCAAGUUCAAUAUUUGUUAAGAAGAUUGGACUGAUCAGAACUGAUCUCUUAGGCAAAGCUGAAGCAGUUUUGGUCUAAUGGAAUUGAUGACUUGUUUGUAGAAGAUAUGUAUGUUAGCAGCAGAUUUGUUGAGUUAUUUGAAUUUCAAUGUCAGAUACAAAAAAUGGGUGAAUUUAAAAUGCCCUUCUCUACCUUUUUUGUUUUUCCCAUUCUUUUGAGGGAAAUUUUAUUUUAUUUUUAUUUAA
Momordica charantia (bitter melon) is the source of this 1421-nucleotide messenger RNA. RefSeq names its product chorismate mutase 1, chloroplastic. Gene Ontology annotation, molecular function: chorismate mutase activity. Lineage: Eukaryota; Viridiplantae; Streptophyta; Magnoliopsida; Cucurbitales; Cucurbitaceae. The record is from RefSeq and is a predicted model, not a curated record. Gene Ontology annotation, cellular component: cytoplasm. Gene Ontology annotation, biological process: chorismate metabolic process; aromatic amino acid biosynthetic process.